This is a messenger RNA of Zalophus californianus (California sea lion), 1976 nucleotides long. RefSeq names its product VPS37B subunit of ESCRT-I (gene VPS37B). The record is from RefSeq and is a predicted model, not a curated record. Lineage: Eukaryota; Metazoa; Chordata; Mammalia; Carnivora; Otariidae. The transcript is spliced from 5 exons. Gene Ontology annotation, cellular component: ESCRT I complex. Gene Ontology annotation, biological process: protein targeting to vacuole; protein targeting to membrane; ubiquitin-dependent protein catabolic process via the multivesicular body sorting pathway. Bases 191 to 952 code for a protein of 253 amino acids.
GGUUGAGACGCGGGGAUGGCGGGCGCCGGGAGCGAAGCCCGGUUCGCUGGGCUGUCGCUGGUGCAGCUCAACGAGCUGCUGGAGGACGAGGGGCAGCUGACGGAGAUGGUGCAGAAGAUGGAGGAGACGACCCUGACCUACGCUGGUUCAACCUAACGACUGUUGGACUUGACGAGGGUGUGAAAGCGGUAUGCAUUCGACGCAGAAUGUUCAGCUCAACAAAGAAAUGACACUCGCCAGCAACCGGAGCCUGGCAGAAGGAAACCUUCUGUACCAGCCCCAACUGGACGCCCUGAAAGCACGUUUGACCCAGAAGUACCAGGAACUCCAGGUUCUCUUUGAAGCCUAUCAGAUAAAGAAGACCAAAUUAGACAGGCAGUCUAGCAGCGCUUCCUUGGAGACCCUGCUGGCACUCCUGCAGGCAGAAGGGGCCAAGAUUGAGGAAGACACCGAGAACAUGGCAGAGAAGUUUCUUGAUGGAGAGCUUCCUCUGGACUCCUUCAUCGAUGUCUAUCAGAGCCAGCGGAAACUGGCCCACACUCGAAGAGUUAAAAUCGAGAAGCUCCAGGAGCUGGUGCUGAAGGGGCAGAGACUUCCACAGGCCUCUGUGCCGGCCCCACUGCUGCCCAGGGUGCCCGAGCCGGUGCCCGCUGCCCCCCUGCCCUACCCUACCUCGGAGGCCGGUGGGCCUCCCUCCAUGCUACCUCGGCGCAUCCCUCCGCCACCGCCCCCGGUGCCUGCAGGACGCUUGGCCACGCCGUUUACCGCCGCCAUGGGCUCGGGACAGGCCCUCCCGUACCCGGGGUCACAGUGCCCUCCCCUGCCCCCCCGCAUGGGCCUGCCCCCCCAGCAAGGAUUUGCCGCACAGUUCGUGUCUCCGUACCCGCCCGCUCUCCCCCAGAGGCCCCCGCCCCGGCUGCCUCCACACCAGCCAGGCUUCAUCCUCCAGUGAGCCUCCCCCGUCCUUCCUGGGAGGCUGCACCUGCCGGCCGGGGCUCUGCACACACAGGCUGCGAGGACCAGGGGGCCGGUGCCCUGGGCCAGCACGUCCAUUUGAUUUUAGAACUGUAGGUCAGCGGUAAGUAGCCGUAGGACCCGGUUUUGUACCCAGGAGGUUGUGUGUGCAAGGCCUCAGCCUGGCAUCCCCACGGUCGCGCUGGUUGGUUUUUGGUAUGAUUUUUAAGUCUUGUAAUGUUGAUGGACUUCUAGGUCUGGGGGAAAAGCGUCCCUCCCUCCCCGCUUAGAAUUGUGGUCCUCCCAUUGCGACUUUAUUUAAUGAGCAUGCUCCAUCGUUUCUUCUUUGUUUGCAAAAGUCCAGACCGCGCGGCCUCGCCCACCGCGCGCCACGGUCCCUGGUCAGGGUAGGUCAGGUGGGCUGGCCUGGAAGGUGCUUACUGAAUCUGGGGGCAGGGGUUGCCAGUCACCCCUCCCCCCAAACCUGGAUGCUUCAAAGCCCCGUGCAGCGUUUGCACUGGGCCCACGGCCAGGUCCAGAGGCUGGGUGAGUUGCAGCCAGGCCGGAGGAGGGGGGUCUGAGCUGGGCCUUGCACGGCGAUGCCCUCCACUCCUUUUCUCUCUCCGCCGUGGGCCAGCCCCUGACGGUUUCUACAAAGAAAUACUCCCCCUAAUAUUUUUACUACCUAAUUUUCCUAUUUUAUAUUGGCAAAGAAAACUUUUUGGACACAAGACCAUUCAGGGAAACUUUAUAAAAAUGCAAAUAUUGUUUAGAGCAGAUUGAAGUACAGAAGUGAAUGCCAUUUCCUUUUUUACAAGCAGUGUAUGGUCACACCUGUGGGUGCCUGUGCUGUGCCUUAGUUUCCCCUGGCGCCAGUGAGGGGCCGGCCCCAACUCCCCUGCAGGCCCCCAGGCUGGGCAGGCGGAGGGGUAGCUCCUAUAAGCGGCUUUAUGUUCCCAGAGGGGCUUGUUAGUUGUGUUACCAGCGGAAGCAGCCUGUCUCCCCCCCCCCCCCCCCCCCCC